AUGCCCUCCAACGACUUUGUCCGAACUGUAUCUCGCAACUUCCGAGUACUUGUGAUCGGUGGCUCUUAUGGCGGUCUAUCCGCUGCAUUAGCCCUCAUUGAUCUUUCACAGGGUCGCCUCCCGCGUUUCAACUACGAUCCUGAUGCCAAAGCUCCUACGCAUCGCAUUCCAAUACAGAUAACCGUAGUCGAUAAGCGAGAUGGCUAUUUUCAUCUAAUAGGAUCCCCAAAGGCUCUGGCCUGUGAGAAAUUCGCGUCGGAGGCAUGGACUCGUUUCCAAGAUAUUCCCGGGCUCAAGUCUCCAGAUCUCGGCUUUAUCCAGGGAAGCGUCAGUUCGGUUGAUUUCAAUGCGAAAGUCGCCCAUAUUGUCGAUACAGAGACCAGCAGCAACCGCACGGAGCCCUAUGACUAUUUGAUUGCAGGCUCGGGGCUACGUCGGUCUUUCCCCACUGUUCCCCAAUCCUUGCGGCGAGAUGAGUUCCUUAAAGAAGCCAGAGAACAUAUGGCGAAUGUGAAGCAAGCCCAUGAUGGCAUCAUUGUCGUCGGUGGCGGCGCUGUGGGCGUGGAGAUGGCUGCCGAAUUGAAGAUCCUUAACCCAGCAACAAAGGUCACCUUGAUCCACUCUCGAAAACGCUUGUUAUCUUCGGAGCCGUUACCCGAUGACUUUGCCGAGCGGGUAGUUUCUAUACUGCGCGAUACAGGAGUCGAGGUCAUCCUAGGACAACGCGUUAUCGAUACGACCGCUGUGGACACGAAAAACGGGGCACGGGUCUGGAACCUCACGCUCAGCGAUGGCCAACAACUCGAAACUAGCCAUGUUCUAAAUGCCAUCUCUCAAAGCAUUCCAACAUCGACAUACCUGCCGAAAGAGGCAUUGAAUGAGGAGGGAUACAUUAAAGUGCACCGCUCACUACAAUUCUCCGGUGCUAUCCCUAACGCAGAGCAUCAUUGGGCAGUAGGAGACCUCACUGCGUGGGAAGGUAUCAAGCGCUGUGGUGGUGCAAUGCAUAUGGGCCAUCACGCGGCGAUCAAUAUCCAUCAGCACAUGAUGGCAGAGUGCACAGGUGUAAAGCCGGACUAUCAGACCCUGCAGCCUUUCCCGUCUGUGAUGGGCCUAGCUCUAGGUAAAAAGGCCGUCAGUUAUACUCCGAGCGAGGGUACCCGCGAGGGCGAAGACCUGAUGAAGACCUUGUUUGGCAAAGACAUGGGACAUACGAGUAAAUCGUAUCUCACCUCAUCCAUAUCCACAAUGGCACCAUUCGGCACUAUCUACUCUUAUCAGCCCAGUCCUCGGGUCAUGAAGGCUGCGGCCAACCUGAAUGGCCUGGAGCUGGCGGUUCCGGAAUUCGUCUUCGGAAAGACCAACCGAAGCCCGGAUUUCCUGUCCAAGUUCCCUUUGGGUAAGGUGCCCGCCUUUGAGGCUGCGGAUGGAACAACCCUGUUCGAGUCGGACGCCAUCACCCAAUACAUUGCCGAGAGCGGCCCGGCCGCCGAUCAGCUCCUUGGAGCUACCUCCGCCGAGCGCGCCGCCAUCCGCCAGUGGAUCUGCUUUGCACAGGGUGAGAUUCUGGACCCUGUGACGGAGCUGGCGCUGUGGCGUCUCGGUAUCCGCCCCUACGAUGAGAAAGUCGAGGAGAGCAGCCUCGCGCGUCUGGAACGCUCGCUAGCGUGUCUCGAGACUCACCUCAAGAGCCGCACUUGGUUCGUGAGCAACGAAAAGUUCAGCUUGGCUGAUAUUACUGUUGCCUCUACCCUGGUCUGGGGUUUCUCCAUGGCUAUCGAUGCUGAGAUGCGCCCAAAGUUCCCCUCGGUUGUCACCUGGUACGAGCGCAUCCUCGAGGCCAAGGGCGUCAAGGAGGCCUUUGGUGAGAAGGAAUACAUCGAGAAGCGUCAGGUUCCCCAAGCUUGA
Messenger RNA from Penicillium egyptiacum, 1908 nucleotides. NCBI's taxonomy places the organism in Eukaryota, Fungi, Ascomycota, Eurotiomycetes, Eurotiales, Aspergillaceae. The record is from the annotation of a GenBank genome assembly.